Messenger RNA from Microthlaspi erraticum, 1776 nucleotides. Lineage: Eukaryota; Viridiplantae; Streptophyta; Magnoliopsida; Brassicales; Brassicaceae. The record is from the annotation of a GenBank genome assembly.
AUGAAAUGUUUCAGAUGCUUCUACACUCGAGUACACUCUCAUCUUCUUCUCCGAUCUUCCUCCUCUCCGGUAACGGUUCCUGUUCCCCCCGUCCGCCUCCGUUUCCGUCGCCUCUCCUCCAUUUUCGAACCUGUCUCCGAUCAAACCGUCAAUUCAACCUCAGACGAAGUCACAGAGAGACGAAGAAUCGCAAAUGACGCGAGUUUUAGCGGAGAAGAGAAGCCCGAGGAGAAAUCGAGAAAAUCCAAAUCCGGCGGAUUUACGCGGGGAUGGGAUCCAGGGGAAGUAGUGAUGAAUAAGAAGAAAGGUAAAGUGAAAACCUCUUGGGUUUGCGAGAGCUGUGGGCAUUCGGAAGGGCAAUGGUGGGGGAGCUGUCGUGCUUGUAACAAAGUUGGGACCAUGCGGCGUUUCUCCGAAGCUUCCGAGUCUCGUGGAAGUGGUGGUGGAAAUUUUAGUGGCGGCGGCGGCGGCGGCUCGGGUGUUUCGGAAAGUUCUGGUUUGUCGUGGUUGCCUGAGCAAGGAGUGGUGCAGCCGCUCAAAUUGAGCUCUGUGAUUGAUGGAAUUACUCAGCAACAAUGGCGAAUUUCUCUUAGGCCUGGACUUUUUGGGAAUGAAGUUGGGAGAGUGCUUGGUGGUGGUCUUGCUCCAGGUUCCUUGAUUUUGAUUGGUGGUGACCCUGGUAUUGGCAAGAGUACCUUGUUAUUGCAGAUUGCUUCUAUAAUUGCUGAGGGGAAUGAUUCGGCCCAACCAGCACCGGUUUUGUAUGUCUCUGGUGAAGAGAGUGUCGACCAAAUAGGAAGUCGGGCUGACAGGAUGAAAAUUGAAACCGACGAGCUCUACCUAUUUUCUAGCUCUGAUCUUCAGGACAUUCUGAGAAAAGCUCAUCGGCUAUCUCCCCGAGCUCUCAUCAUUGAUUCAAUUCAAACGGUUUACCUUAAAGAGGUGACUGGAAGCGCUGGUGGUCUCACACAGGUUAAAGAGUGCACAUCAACACUGCUGCGUUUUGCUAAGAAAUCUAAUGUCCCUGUUUUCUUGGUUGGGCAUGUUACAAAAGCGGGCGAUAUUGCAGGACCUCGUGUUUUGGAGCACAUAGUAGAUGUUGUCUUGUACAUGGAGGGUGAAGAACAUUCAGCUUACCGUUUGCUGCGUUCCGUGAAGAAUCGGUUUGGGUCGACUGAUGAGCUUGGAGUUUUUGAAAUGGCACAAUCAGGACUUGAAGUGGUCUCGAACCCUAGUGGCAUAUAUCUUAGUCAACAGAACCUGGACUCAGAUGUUUUAGCUGGAUUAGCUGUAGCGGUUGUUAUGGACGGAUCUCGGAGCUUCCUCAUUGAAGUUCAGGCGUUGUGUGCGCCUGGCUCCACAGUUUCAAGGCAUGUUAAUGGUGUUCAAGCAAGCAGAGCUGACAUGAUAAUUGCAGUUCUUAUGAAGCAAGCUGGUCUUAGAAUUCAGGAAUCUGGGAUUUUUCUGAACGUUGCUAACGGAAUGGCUCUUUCUGAGACGGCGGGCGAUCUUGCAAUAGCAGCAGCAAUUUGUAGCAGUUUCUUGGAGUUUCCGAUUCCUAAUGGAGUAGCAUUCAUCGGCGAGAUUGGUCUAGGAGGCGAGGUUCGCACGGUACCGAGAAUGGAGAAGAGGGUAAGUACUGUGGCAAAGCUAGGUUUUACCAAAUGUGUGGUUCCUAAAUCAGUGGAGAAGUCACUCAAGGCGCUUGAUUUGAAAGAUGUUGAGAUUAUCGGAUGCAAGAAUCUGAAAGAUUUAAUCAACGCUGUCUUCAGAUGA